Messenger RNA from Clupea harengus (Atlantic herring), 1520 nucleotides. Its product is annotated as claudin domain-containing protein 1-like. NCBI's taxonomy places the organism in Eukaryota, Metazoa, Chordata, Actinopteri, Clupeiformes, Clupeidae. The record is from RefSeq and is a predicted model, not a curated record. Gene Ontology annotation, cellular component: membrane.
AUGGAUUUAUUGACAUUCUAAGUAAAGAGUCUUUACAAAUCAUUGCGUCUUACAGUAUCUGUCAUAGAUUGUCCAUAACCCAAGUGAACGAGUUACUACGACAGUUUUAUUGUCCACUGUAUACUUUACGUAUUUUUUGCUAAUACGGUUGUGAUUGCAGUGGGGUUAUUGACACCCUCACAGCGGAGCCGCCUGAUCAUCCUCCGUCGGCGGAAUUGUUCGCUGACAGAUGGAGGACGACAGAUGGGAUCCUCGGGACGUGCGACAAGGCAGCGAGGGAUAUCAUGGAAAAUAGGACAUUCCACACCAAAGGGGAAUACCCCACACACAUUCGACUUAAUUGAGGUCAUGAGUAUGGCGGGGCGGAUAACAUAUAUUUUCGUUUGGUAAAUCACAAUCACACUUGGGCAUCUGCGUCUGUAGCAGCCGGCUGCAAUCUAUCCGGUGAGUAACUUUCAUUGCUAGGCAGGUUUAGCUUUCGCCAAGUUUUCUCCGUCUAUACAUCUACCCAGCGGGGUGUCAUUAAUCAUGGUAGAUAAUCGCUACGCCACGGCUCUCGUGAUCGCCUGCGUCUUGAGCAUCAUCGCAACAGUAUACCUCUCGGUGGCGGUCGGAACACCACACUGGUACCAGUAUAUCAGUCCCCCCGUUUACGGCGAGGCCAAUGCUUCGGAGCUUCGCGCUCUCCAGGAAGAAUUCAUGGACGGUGAAUUCGAUGAAAAGACCUACAGCGACUCCCUCUUUCGCCUCAAUGGGACAGUAGGUUUGUGGUGGCGCUGCUUGCAAGUGCCUACAGAAAACCACUGGUACAAGGAGCCAGAUCCUAAGAUGGUGUUGGAUUGUGUUAGUUUCACUCUGCAACAGCAGUUCACCCCGAAGUACAAGGAGCCAGGGAACCACAACAGCGGAGAGGACCUGAUACGGACCUACCUAUGGAGGUGUCAGUUCCUGCUUCCACUGGUGUCCUUGGGACUGGUGGUGCUGGCAGGCAUAAUAGGGUUCUGUGCAUGUUUAUGCCACAGUCUCGCUCCCACGCUUGGCAUUGGAGUUCUCCAUCUGCUGGCUGGCUUGUGUACCUUGGCGACGGUGUGCUGCUACCUGGCUGGUAUGGACUUGCUGCACCGCGUGUCCAUGCUGCCCGACCGCGUGGACGCCUCCCUGGGCUGGUCGCUCUACCUGGCCCUCAUCUCCUCCCCUCUGCACAUGAUGGCCGCCGCCCUGCUGGUGUGGGCCGCCCGCAGCCACAGCCAGAAUUACUACCGCAUGACCGCAUACAGGGUGGCCUAGUUAUACCCCACCCCUAACCAUAACUACCCCCAAACUAACCACUACCACUAAAAGUAUUAAAACCCCCCACACCCCAUGUCUCACCUUUACCCUACCCAACCCCUUUGUAGUCCCCUAACUCUUCUUUCUAUGGGGGGACUUAAUUUAACCCCUUAUGGUUGUUGGACGGUCUUUCUAUUUAGAUCAAUAGGUGGCUUGAAGAUUUUGACAUUUGAAAUGUUUGCAUUGAUGUG